AUGAAGACUUUUACCGUACUCGCUCUUCUGGCCACUGUGGCUUCUGCUCAGCUUCCCAAUAUCCCGACAUGCGCACUCCAAUGUUUCCUCGGCGCCCUCACCUCCGACGGCUGCAGCUCCCUCACAGACUUCGCCUGCCACUGCAGCAAGACGGACCUGAUCCCCAAAGUCCAACCGUGCAUCCAGACCGGCUGCUCCGCUGAGGAUCAAGCCGCCGUCAUGAAAGCCGCCACAGAAGCCUGCGCCGCAGCCGGCGUCCCCAUCGCGGUUCCCGCCGCCGCUCCACCGGCCGCCAUGACCCCUGCUCCCGCGGCGGAGGAGGCCCCGGCGGCAUCGAUCGCUGCUACAGAGGCGCCAAUGUCUACUGAUGCUUACGGUGCUACUAUCAUGACGACUACCACGCGUACCAGCAUCAGCGGGGUUGUUGUCACGGCUACGUUGAGCUCGGGAAUGGCUGCUGCGUCGUACUCUGCCGGCAACGCUACGGGCAACGCGACUUCUGCGACGCCAGCUUCGUUCACGGGUGCGGCGGAACGAAGGGGCGUGGCUGUUGGAGGGUUGGUAGGGCUGUUUGCGGGUGUGAUUGGUAUUGCGGCGUUGUGA
Molecule: messenger RNA, 603 nt
Organism: Coniosporium apollinis CBS 100218
Lineage: Eukaryota; Fungi; Ascomycota; Dothideomycetes
Exons: 3
Coding region: 1-603 (200 amino acids)
Source: RefSeq, a predicted model, not a curated record